AUGUCGCAAGGAAAUUCUAUUGCUCGGGCUUUGACAAUUACUGGUGUACUUGCAGCCGUCUCUUUGACCGGUUAUGCGUUGUAUUUUGAUCAUAAGAGAAGAAAUAACCCAGAAUUUAGGAAACAAUUGAGGCAGAAGGUCAAGAAACAAGCUGAAUUGCAGAGGAAGGAACAAGAGGAAGCUAAACAGGUGAAGCUGCAAAAUGUUCGCGAAUUCUUGACUCAAGAAUUGGUUACUGACCCUAUUCCAAGUGAUCCAUCACAAAGAGAAACUACAUUUACCACAAAUGUGGAGCUAGGUGAACGUUUGUCUAUGGCACCCGGCAAAGAGCUGGAAUCAGCAUCCAAGUUCUACAAGGCUCUGAGCGUUUAUCCAAAUCCAGCGGACUUGCUAGGCAUAUAUCAGAGAAGCGUCCCGGAGGCCGUCUACGAGUACAUCGUUAUGAUGAUUGCUAUUCUGCCUCCUGCGAACAUUUCAACUUUUCUAAGUGGAGCAAAGGAUCAAGUCGCCGCGCAACAGGCUGAGAGUGCUGCUAUGGCAGAAGCGAACGAAAUUGAUGAAUAA
Molecule: messenger RNA, 564 nt
Organism: Torulaspora globosa
Lineage: Eukaryota; Fungi; Ascomycota; Saccharomycetes; Saccharomycetales; Saccharomycetaceae
Gene: TOM20
Product: TOM complex receptor protein TOM20
Exons: 1
Coding region: 1-564 (187 amino acids)
Biological process (GO): tRNA import into mitochondrion; protein import into mitochondrial matrix; protein targeting
Cellular component (GO): mitochondrial outer membrane; mitochondrial outer membrane translocase complex
Molecular function (GO): transmembrane protein transporter activity
Source: RefSeq, a predicted model, not a curated record